This is a messenger RNA of Actinia tenebrosa (Australian red waratah sea anemone), 1831 nucleotides long. Its product is annotated as headcase protein homolog. Lineage: Eukaryota; Metazoa; Cnidaria; Anthozoa; Actiniaria; Actiniidae. The record is from RefSeq and is a predicted model, not a curated record.
CGUACAUAUUGAUAGUAAAUACAAGUGAGCGACUCGAAUCAACUCUUCUAUCGAGUGCAGUUGGGCUAAAAGAAGCUGUGAUCUAAUACCUGUAGGCGGUAAAAUUCUCAUUGGAAAUCAUGCCACACUCUAAAGGACAUAAGCAGAAGACCAAGCCAACGAUGAAUGGCGAUGCUCAUUCGGAGGACCACGAGGAUUUAGAAGAAAUUGAUGAGAAUAUACGAUGUUGUUACCCAAAAGGCUGCACCCUUAACACUUCCGUGGAACUGUGCAGGGCUGUGCGUGUGAUAUGCAAUAACGAUGCCUGCACGCUUGGAACCUAUAUGCACUCAGAAUGCUUCGAAGCUUUUGAAGAUGAAAUUCUAACGUAUUUACGAGGCACUGGGCGAGCGCGAAGUUGGUCAGAAAAACAGAGACGCCAAAAUAUAUGGACAAAAAAGGGUUAUGAUCUCGCUUUCAAAUGUUGUGCGUGUGGCUGCGGAAAAGGGCAUUUAAAAAAGGAUUUAGAUUUCGUUCCUCCAUCACCGAACGAUGCCCAAGCUCAGGGAGGAAAAGUAGUGAAACGAAAGAAGAAGAAAUCUAACGAUAAACCGACUAUAGGGUGUGGAAGUAGGCCACGAAGGAGUUCUCAGUCGUCUGUGUGCAGUCAGUCACCUCCUGAAUAUUCACCUAUCUCCCCUCCCGUCAGAACUCCGACCAAGAAAACGAAAUCCCAAGAACACUUCUUUGGGGAAUCCUUUCCAAGCUUGGAUAACAUUGAACCCAUCAACCGACCCACCACAAAUGGGAGUUUAUCUUUCAAUUUUUUGAAAAGGUUGGAUCUCGGCUCGUUCCUAGCCGUUCUACCAAAACACAAAGUGAACCCCUACCACAUCAAAAUGGAGGACGAGGGAGUGGACGAUGCUCGACCGUUUGUCCUCUCAAGCCUGUCUUCCCGUUUAUUAUCCUCUGUUCACUGUGUUCUUUGCAGUCGAGAGCUAAGUGUCUUUGACAAAUACCCUCUUCUUGACGGGACAUUUUUCCUAACUCCACGAGAAUUAGCUCCAUGUUGCAUCGAUGUAUCUCAACAAAAAGGAAAGACGCAGUAUUUAACAGCAGUCUGUAUGCAAUGCUUAGAAGGGACGCCAAACACUAUCAGGUGUAAACUCUGUAAUAAACGAUGGGAUGGCUCCACACAUCAACUUGGAACUCUCUACACGUAUGAUAUAUUUGCUGCUUCGCCGUGCUGUCAAAAUAGAGUCGCUUGUCAGAAUUGCGCAAAGCCAGUAGUUAAUCUAGAACAGGAGAGCUCUUUUCAGUUCUUCUCGGAGUACUCUCAAGCUCUAAAAUGCCCUCAUUGCGGCGUUUCUGGAUACCAUUGUAUAAAACCUUUAUCUUCGUUCGAGACAUUGUCUCCUGGGCGGUAAUAACCAGAGAAUAUAUGAGAAAGCAUUUAUUAUUACAGUCUACCAGAAUAUUCAAAUGUUUAUGGAGCAAGUGAACUGGUCAGACAAAGGACGCGUUGGAGCUGAAUUUCAUUGCUUUUGUGAUGACAUCAAAGUAUAAAAUAAUGAUAUUCACAUACAUGUAUCAGCUGUUUCAAGGCUUUUCAAAUAAAUCCAGCCGCUCUAUAAUUUAUAGCCUUGGAUCAGUAAAGAAUCAUAUCAGCAAAGAAUCACUAAUAGUAAGAGGCAUUGUAGAGUUUUCUUCCUCUAAGGAACAAAAUGUGUCUAUCUUGUUAUACUUUCAUUUUAGUAAUUGUAACUUCCAGCCCCUAUGACAUGAAUUUUAAGUUUUUCACUAGAAUUGUGCUUUUUGAAAUUGACUUUAAAAAACAUGCUUCUAGCUUCAA